AUGGCGACCCGCUGCCAGUUCGAGAACUCCAACGAGGUGGGCGUGUUCGCCAAGCUCACGAACGCCUACUGCCUGGUGGCGCUGGGGGGCUCGGAGAACUUCUACUCGGUGUUCGAGGCGGACCUGGCGGACCACAUCCCGGUCGUCAAGACCAGCAUAGCGGGGACCAGGCUGGUGGGCCGCAUGACGGUUGGCAACAAGAACGGCCUCCUGGUGCCCGCGAGCACGUCGGAUCAGGAGCUCCUCCACAUCCGCAACUCCCUCCCGGACGAGGUCGUCGUCCAGCGCGUCGAGGAGCGGCUGUCGGCGCUGGGGAACUGCGUGGCGUGCAACGACUACGUGGCGCUGAUCCACCCGGACAUUGACCGGGAGACGGAGGAGAUCAUCGCCGACGUGCUGGGCGUGGAGGUGUUCCGGCAGACGGUGGCGGGGCAGGUGCUCGUGGGGACGUACUGCACGUUCACGAACCAGGGCGGGAUCGUGCACCCGCAGACGAGCAUCGAGGACCUGGACGAGCUGUCGAGCCUGCUGCAGGUGCCGCUGGUGGCGGGGACGUGCAACCGCGGGAGCGACGUGGUGUCGGCGGGGAUCGUCGCGAACGACUGGGCCGCGUACUGCGGGAUGGACACCACGAGCACGGAGCUGCAGGUGAUCGAGAGCGUCCUCAAGCUGCGCGGGCAGCAGCCCAUGGGCAUCGUCGGGGACAUGCGCAGCACGCUCAUCGACAGCUUCGCGUGA
Molecule: messenger RNA, 738 nt
Organism: Pedinophyceae sp. YPF-701
Lineage: Eukaryota; Viridiplantae; Chlorophyta; Pedinophyceae
Source: the annotation of a GenBank genome assembly